AUGAGCACUCCCCAGCUUGCUGCAUUCAAAGUGCCCGCUAUCGACAAUGAGCCCAUGAAAACGUAUGCUCCGGGCUCAGCAGAGCGUCAAACUCUGGUGGCUGCCAUUGCGCAGAUGGAACAGGAGCUACCCUUCGAGGUGCCCUGCAUCGUCAACGGGGAAAUUGUCAAGACGGGCAAGCUCGCGAAGCAGCCCCUCCCCCACGACCAUGCGAGGCACCUUUGCACCUACCAUGAAGCUGACGAGGCCACCGUCACGAAAGCCAUCGACGGCGCGCUCGCCGCGAAGGCCCAGUGGGAGAGCAUGCCUUGGAACGACCGUGCUGCGAUUUUCCUAAAGGCUGCAGAUCUCGUUAGCGGCAAGUACAGGUACAAACUUAUGGCGGCGACGAUUUUGGGACAGGGCAAGAAUGCCUGGCAGGCGGAGAUUGAUGCCGCGGCUGAGUUGAGCGAUUUCUUCCGAUUUGGUGUCAAAUUCGUGGAGGAGUUAUAUGCGCAACAACCUGUCAAGAACAGUGCUGGAGCAUGGAACCGUGUGGAGUACCGUGCUCUCGAAGGCUUCGUUCUGGCAGUAUCACCCUUCAAUUUCACUGCUAUCGGUGGAAACCUUCCCGGAGCCCCUGCCCUUGUCGGCAACGUCGUCGUCUGGAAGCCCUCGCCUGCAGCCACCUACUCCAACUUCCUUGUACACCAAAUCCUCGUCGAAGCGGGUGUACCCGCUGGUGUCAUCCAAUUCGUCCCCGGCCCACCACCCGAGGUCGUUGCACAGGCCAUCAAUCAUAAGGCAUUCGCCGCUCUCCACUUUACUGGCAGCACCUUCGUCUUCAAGAAGCUGUGGAAGGAUAUCGCAUCGAACCUUGACAGGUAUAAGGGCUACCCGAGGAUUGUGGGCGAGACCGGUGGCAAGAACUUCCAUGUGGUGCAUCGCUCGGCGGAGGUAAGGAAUGCGGUGCUGCAGAGUGUGAGAGGGGCGUUUGAGUAUCAAGGCCAAAAGUGCUCUGCCCUCUCCCGGCUCUAUGUCUCUUCCUCCGUCUGGAACAAGGGUGGCUUCAAGAACCAGUUCUUGGAGGAGAUCGCGAAGAUUAAGGUUGGCCCUCCAAUGGACUGGAGCAACUUCAUGGGCCCCGUCAUCGGACGCCCAGCGUACGACAAGAUCACUUCCUACAUCCAAAAGGCCAGGGACGCUGGUGGCGAGGUGCUCAUCGGCGGCACAGGCGACGACUCGAAGGGAUACUUCAUCCAGCCAACGGUUAUUUUGACAAAGGACCCCAAGUCGGUAACGAUGGUCGAGGAGAUCUUCGGACCCGUCGUCACCGUGUACGUCUUUGAGGACGCCGAUUUUGAGAAGACACUCGAUAUUGUCGAUGAAACGACCGACUACGCCCUGACUGGAGCCAUCUUUGCAAGAGACCGCAGCGCCCUCAUCGCAGCGACCAACCGCCUACGCAACGCUGCUGGCAACGUGUACUACAACGAGAAGUGCACUGGGGCUGUCGUUGGGCAGCAGCCAUUUGGAGGUGCUCGUGCGAGUGGAACGAACGACAAGGCUGGCAGCAUCAGCAUCUUCUACCGGUUUGUCAGCGCACGCAGCAUCAAGGAGAACUUCGUUGGCUUGGAGGACUUCAACUACCCUUCGAAUUUGGUUUGA
This is a messenger RNA of Cyclocybe aegerita, 1647 nucleotides long. The record is from the annotation of a GenBank genome assembly. NCBI's taxonomy places the organism in Eukaryota, Fungi, Basidiomycota, Agaricomycetes, Agaricales, Hemipholiotaceae.